GGACACGUGAUUAUCGGAGGAAAAGGUUAUUUCACGAUUUCUCGCCAAGUAUAAUUUCUAAAUUAGCCAUGGGGUAAGAGAAAAGUAUCUACUUUAUUCACAAUAUACCGUUUACACAUAUAAUAUAUUACAAUAUUGAUUCCACACUAGCUCGUUUGUUUAUCAUACUACCGCUUGAUGUGUUUUGAUGAACCAGCUUUUCGGGAUUUUGCAGUGCCUUAGUAUACUGUACUGAUAGCUAGUUAGCUAUAUCAAACGUGCAUGAAAUUAAUUAUACAUUUUGCAACCGUUUUUCCUCCAGGUUUGAAUGAGGAUGUUUCUGCUUCUUUGACUUUAGUCAGGACUCGCAUCCCAUGGUGCAAAGUGAAACCGGAGUCCUAGCCGGCUGACCGGAGCUGUCAACAGGAAGCAUACACCAUCAUCAGCCAAACAUUCAGAAGGGCUUCCGAUGUCUCUACUAGAAGAUAUACUUGAUCUGUUGCGAAAUGGCCUUGAGUAUUUCGGAGUCCCUCCUGAAAUGGUAAAAUGAGUUAAAUAUCACAUCUGCAGGGCUCAAUUUGUAGGAUGCUUGUUUUGAGAUUGUACGCAAAGUUUGAAGAUUUUAAGAGUGCUUUUUGACUAAAAUACGUGUGUGUGUCAGCUGGUUCCAGUGUGGGAGAGCCAGUUGUGUGGUCAGUACCGGAGCCUGGUGCGGAUGAUCGGGACCAACCUCCCAUUGACCCCUUCUCCACGUAUCCACUUCCAGGUCAAUAUGAAUAUAACUGGUUAAGGCUGGUCUAGGAGGUUCUUACCUAAUACAUCAGUCCUAUCCAUAACCAUUGGGGGAGUUGGGAAAUGGUCUAACUCUCAGCUGGCUCAUACUGUCCACAGAUUCCUCUACACACCUCCCGACAGCACGGAUACCUAGAUAUCACCAUGGAUACCCACCACGCUAUCCCCUCCUUUGCUGAUGUGCUGUGGGUGGCGGAGGAUGAGGGAGACUGCUUUGCCAAGAUCAGGUAGAUGGAACCCAGUAGAUAUACACAGAGACUCCUCAGACUGGUAGAACCCAGUAGAUAUACACAGAGACUCCUCAGGCUGGUAGAACCCAGUAGAUAUACACAGAGACUCCUCAGACUGGUAGAACCCAGUAGAUAUACACAGAGACUCCUCAGACUGGUAGAACCCAGUAGAUAUACACAGAGACUCCUCAGGCUGGUAGAACCCAGUAGAUAUACACAGAGACUCCUCAGACUGGUAGAACCCAGUAGAUAUACACAGAGACUCCUCAGACUGGUAGAACCCAGUAGAUAUACACAGAGACUCCUCAGACUGGUAGAACCCAGUAGAUAUACACAGAGACUCCUCAGACUGGUAGAACCCAGUAGAUAUACACAGAGACUCCUCAGACUGGUAGAACCCAGUAGAUAUACACAGAGACUCCUCAGGCUGGUAGAACCCAGUAGAUAUACACAGAGACUCCUCAGGCUGGUAGAACCCAGUAGAUAUACACAGAGACUCCUCAGACUGGUAGAACCCAGUAGAUAUACACAGAGACUCCUCAGACUGGUAGAACCCAGUAGAUAUACACAGAGACUCCUCAGACUGGUAGAACCCAGUAGAUAUACACAGAGACUCCUCAGACUGGUAGAACCCAGUAGAUAUACACAGAGACUCCUCAGGCUGGUAGAACCCAGUAGAUAUACACAGAGACUCCUCAGACUGGUAGAACCCAGUAGAUAUACACAGAGACUCCUCAGGCUGGUAGAACCCAGUAGAUAUACACAGAGACUCCUCAGACUGGUAGAACCCAGUAGAUAUACACAGAGACUCCUCAGACUGGUAGAACCCAGUAGAUAUACACAGAGACUCCUCAGACUGGUAGAACCCAGUAGAUAUACACAGAGACUCCUCAGGCUGGUAGAACCCAGUAGAUAUACACAGAGACUCCUCAGACUGGUAGAACCCAGUAGAUAUACACAGAGACUCCUCAGACUGGUAGAACCCAGUAGAUAUACACAGAGACUCCUCAGGCUGGUAGAACCCAGUAGAUAUACACAGAGACUCCUCAGGCUGGUAGAACCCAGUAGAUAUACACAGAGACUCAUCAGACUGGUAGAACCCAGUAGAUAUACACAGAGACUCCUCAGACUGGUAGAACCCAGUAGAUAUACACAGAGACUCCUCAGACUGGUAGAACCCAGUAGAUAUACACAGAGACUCCUCAGACUGGUAGAACCCAGUAGAUAUACACAGAGACUCCUCAGACUGGUAGAACCCAGUAGAUAUACACAGAGACUCCUCAGGCUGGUAGAACCCAGUAGAUAUACACAGAGACUCCUCAGACUGGUAGAACCCAGUAGAUAUACACAGAGACUCCUCAGACUGGUAGAACCCAGUAGAUAUACACAGAGACUCCUCAGGCUGGUAGAACCCAGUAGAUAUACACAGAGACUCCUCAGGCUGGUAGAACCCAGUAGAUAUACACAGAGACUCCUCAGGCUGGUAGAACCCAGUAGAUAUACACAUAGACUCCUCAGGCUGGUAGAACCCAGUAGAUAUACACAGAGACUCCUCAGACUGGUAGAACCCAGUAGAUAUACACAUAGACUCCUCAGGCUGGUAGAACCCAGUAGAUAUACACAGAGACUCCUCAGACUGGUAGAACCCAGUAGAUAUACACAGAGACUCCUCAGACUGGUAGAACCCAGUAGAUAUACACAGAGACUCCUCAGACUGGUAGAACCCAGUAGAUAUUCACAGAGACUCCUCAGGCUGGUAGAACCCAGUAGAUAUACACAGAGACUCCUCAGACUGGUAGAACCCAGUAGAUAUACACAGAGACUCCUCAGGCUGGUAGAACCCAGUAGAUAUACACAGAGACUCCUCAGACUGGUAGAACCCAGUAGAUAUACACAGAGACUCCUCAGACUGGUAGAACCCAGUAGAUAUACACAGAGACUCCUCAGACUGGUAGAACCCAGUAGAUAUACACAGAGACUCCUCAGACUGGUAGAACCCAGUAGAUAUACACAGAGACUCCUCAGGCUGGUAGAACCCAGUAGAUAUACACAGAGACUCCUCAGACUGGUAGAACCCAGUAGAUAUACACAGAGACUCCUCAGACUGGUAGAACCCAGUAGAUAUACACAGAGACUCCUCAGACUGGUAGAACCCAGUAGAUAUACACAGAGACUCCUCAGACUGGUAGAACCCAGUAGAUAUACACAGAGACUCCUCAGACUGGUAGAACCCAGUAGAUAUACACAGAGACUCCUCAGGCUGGUAGAACCCAGUAGAUAUACACAGAGACUCCUCAGACUGGUAGAACCCAGUAGAUAUACUCACCUUGAGGCUUGUGUGUAGAAUCCGAUGGGGAUAUGUUAUUGACACGCCAGCGAAAGAGAGUGAGAGCGAUUAUUACCCAACUGUAAACAAGUUAAGCUGGCUAGCUAGUAAUUUUGGCUAACUGUUGGGUGAAAAUAUUCACUUAUUUACUGUUAAUUAGCCGUCAUAAAUCUUUGCAAGCAAACUCGACGCUUGUCCGAAACUGCAUGGUGUCUCCAGUAAUGUCUACUUUACUCCAGACAUCUCCACUUUCCAAGCAUAUUAUGAAAGGACUGUUUCUCAAUCUGUCAUUCCUUCUUGUCCGAUCUCAGGCACUUUGAGCGUCCGUCCCGGCAGGGUGCUGUGAGUCGGGGCGAUGAGGUGGCGCUGGUCCCUCCACUUCCAGGGGACCCAGGGUUGGCAUCGGUCCGAGCCCAGCCAGGAGACAUGAUGCUGGGGCACAGAUCAGACCCAGUGGCCCUCCGGAAGAUCACAGCCCUGGAGGAUGAGCUGCUCAAACUGCGAGCUCAGAUUGCCAUGAUUGUCACCGCGCCACCCUCCGGUAUAAACACACCCUACGUAGACAUACAGACAGACACCCCUAUCCCAGCCAUGGUACACAUCAUUCCUCUAUUAUGAAAGUGAUACAUCAGACUUAUCGUUUCUUCACCCUGUUCCCUCCCUCCUUUUCCUGUCAUCCAGGUCCAGCCCAUUCCCAGAACCUUCCGGGUACCCCUGGAAUGUCCCCCGCCCUCACCUCCACCCCUUGCUGCCCUCCUCCUCCUCCUCCCUGCCCUCCCCCUCCUCCUCCUCCUCCUCCUCCCAGCUCCUCUGUAGGGCUGUCUGCGGUGGGGGAUCUAAUCCAGCAGUGCAGGGAGGCCGGUAAGGGUCAUGCCCAGGGAAAGGGCCAUGCGGCUGGGCAGGUUGGACUACUACAGCCCCAGGAUGAGGCGGCAGGACAGGGCCCGGUCCCCUCCAUGCUGGAUGUACUGAAUGAUCUGAACCAGGUCAAACUACGCUCCGUGCAGAGGUAGGCAUGGAGACUAAGGCAUGUCAUUGUUCUCCAGUUGGUUUAAUACAGCAGCCUGUCUGUCUGAAGCAGCAGAUCUGCCAACCUGCACGCCUUUUGCAUGCAAUCUGAGGUCAAAUAACAUUUUAUUGGUCGCAUACACAUAAUUAGCAGAAGUUAUUGCAGGUGUAGCGAAAUGCUUGUGUUAUGAGGUAUACCGGUACCACAGUAAUACCACAUAAUACUUCUGAUACCAACAUUUUUAGAAUACUGUUUCAUAUGAUAGUACUACCCACAUAGCCCUACCGAUCUAAAGAACCAGCUGGCGCCUGUUAUAAAAUGUUUUAUAAAGUCAGUUUUGUUUAUAAAUUCAGUUAAAUACUUUUUUUUUUUUAAGCAACAGCCACUAGUCUCUUGUAUGCGCCAGUCCAAUAAUAUCCACUUCCCUUCCAGACAUCGCUCACCUGCUUUUCUCCAUCCCUCUUCCUCUGUUUCUCCAUCAGUUUUUAAAGUUACAUUUGUACUUUUUAUACAUUGGAGAAAGGCACAGAGUGAGCAAAGUUGAUACAUUUGUAUCAUUUCUUCACAUGAUAUAACCAAGAGCACAGGCCAGUCUGAGUAGGCUUCGCUGUCGCCUGUCACACAGCCUCUGCGGAGGGGAGAAAUGGAGCACGGUUUCGCGACAGGCGAAGAAAACGGCUUGUCUCUAGCCUAAAGGGUAAAAAGAAUUACCCUUAUUACCAGAGCUACCCUUUUUUCUUCCUGCGCGAUUUAUAUAAUUUCACAAACCAUGUUGGCGACCGUUUUAAACUAAUCCCGGGUGGAUAAUUAUUGGUUUGAUAACAAACAACGUUGUUCAGUCGUGUUACCUAGCUAGCUAACCACCUGGUAACUGGACAGUAGGUCUAGGCUGUUACCUAGCUAGCUAACCACCUGGUAACUGGACAGUAGGUCUAGGCUCAUCUGAUUGGCCCAGGAAGAAAUGGCAAGGCUACUCAUGAGACGGUAGGAUUCAUAUAGACCUAAUGGAAGACUAAUCAUCUCUCUCUUUCUGGUGCUCCUCAUGAGAUGGUAGGAUUCAUAUAGACCUAAUGGAAGACUAAUCAUCUCUCUCUUUCUGGUGCUCCUCAUGAGAUGGUAGGAUUCAUAUAGACCUAAUGGAAGACUAAUCAGCUCUCUCUUUCUGGUGCUCCUCAUGAGAUGGUAGGAUUCAUAUAGACCUAAUGGAAGACUAAUCAGCUCUCUCUUUCUGGUGCUCCUCAUGAGAUGGUAGGAUUCAUAUAGACCUAAUGGAAGACUAAUCAUCUCUCUCUUUCUGGUGCUCCUCAUGAGAUGGUAGGAUUCAUAUAGACCUAAUGGAAGACUAAUCAUCUCUCUCUUUCUGGUGCUCCUCAUGAGAUGGUAGGAUUCAUAUAGACCUAAUGGAAGACUAAUCAUCUCUCUCUUUCUGGUGCUCCUCAUGAGAUGGUAGGAUUCAUAUAGACCUAAUGGAAGACUAAUCAUCUCUCUCUUUCUGGUGCUCCUCAUGAGAUGGUAGGAUUCAUAUAGACCUAAUGGAAGACUAAUCAUCUCUCUCUUUCUGGUGCUCCUCAUGAGAUGGUAGGAUUCAUAUAGACCUAAUGGAAGACUAAUCAUCUCUCUCUUUCUGGUGCUCCUCAUGAGAUGGUAGGAUUCAUAUAGACCUAAUGGAAGACUAAUCAUCUCUCUCUUUCUGGUGCUCCUCAUGAGAUGGUAGGAUUCAUAUAGACCUAAUGGAAGACUAAUCAUCUCUCUCUUUCUGGUGCUCCUCAUGAGACGGUAGGAUUCGUAUAGACCUAAUGGAAGACUAAUCAUCUCUCUCUUUCUGGUGCUCCUCAUGAGAUGGUAGGAUUCAUAUAGACCUAAUGGAAGACUAAUCAUCUCUCUCUUUCUGGUGCUCCUUACAUUCUGUUUGCUGUCUAACAUUUUGGAAGUUGGGAGUCAGUGUGUGAGGAAGGGACUGAGGGAGUGAGUGAGGGAGGGAGGGACUGAGGGAGGGAGUGUGUGAGGGAGGGACUGAGGGAGGGAGUGUGUGAGGGAGGGACUGAGGGAGUGUGUGAGGGAGGGAGUGUGUGAGGGAGGGAUUGUGUGAGGGAGGGUACUGAGAGAGUGAGGGACUGAGGGAGUGAGUGAGUGAGGGAGGGAGGGACUGAGGGAGGGAGGGACUGAGGGAGGGAGUGAGUGAGGGAGGUGACUGAUGGGAGGGAGUGAGUGAGGGAGGGAGUGACUGAGGGAUGGAGGGACUGAGGGAGAGUGUUGAGGGAGGGAGGGACUGAGGGAGGGAGUGAUGUGAGGGGAGGGAGGGACUGAGGAGGGAGUGAGUGAGGGGAGGGAGGGACUGAGGGAGGGAGUGUGUGAGGGAGGGGGGGAGGGACUGAGGGAGGGAGUGUGUAGGAGGAGGGACUGAGAGAGGAGGACUGAGGGAGUAGUUGAGGAGUGAGGGACUGAGAGAGGGAGGACUGAGGAGUGAGUGUGUGAGGAAGGGAGUGAGUGUAGGGAGGGGAGGACUGAGGGAGGGAGUGUGUGGGAGGGAGGGACUGAGUGAGGGAGGGACUGAGGGAGUGAGUGUGGGGAGGAAGGGAGGGAGUGAGUGGAGUGAGGGACUGAGGCGGGAGUGUGUGAGGGAGGAGGGACUGAGGGGAGUGUAGUGAGGGAGGGAGGGACUGUGGGGAGGGACUUGUGUGUGGGGAUGGACUGAGGAGGGAGUGGUGUGAGGAGGGAGGGAUGUGGUGAGGGAGGGAGGGACUGGGGGGGAGUGGAUGGGGGAGGGAGGGGGAUGGGGGGGGGGAUGGGAGAGUGUGUGAGGAGGAGGGAGGACUGGGGGAGGGACUGAGGGAGGGAGGCUGGGGAGGGAGUGUGUGAGGGAGGAACUGGAGGGAGGGAGUGGGGGGUGGGAGUGUGUGGUUUAUGAGAGAGAGGGAGUCAGUGUGUGAGGGAUAAACUGAGGGAGUGAGUGUGUGAGUGAGUGAGUGAAUGUGAGGGAGGGAGUGUGUGAGGGAGGGAGUGUGUGAGGGAGGGACUGAGGGAGGAGGGAGGGAGGGACUGGGGGAGGGAGUGUGUGAGGGAGGGAGUGUGUGAGGGAGGUACUGGGGGAGGGAGGGACUGGGGGAGGGACUGAGGGAGGGAGUGUCUGUGUUAACUGAAAAGAAAAGAAGGGUUCAUGCAGUGUUUUCUCCUUACUGACACAAUGACAUGCAGAUCAUUAUGCAUGCAUAUUCCUCCAGCCAAAUCACAGGUAGGCCUUUGCAAUUAUGAGCAAAUCAGCCAUUCUAUGCAGUAUUAUAUUAUACAGUGAACAGUGUAGGGCUGUCCCCGACUACAAAAAACUAUUUGUCGACCGUCUGUUCUUUCGACCAAUUGAUGAAAAAAGACACAAAUGCCUCAAGAGGGUGCCAGAGAUCUAGAUAACCAGAAUGAGAAAAAACAUAACCUGACCCAACUAUUCUCCUCCUGCUGGCUUUCACCGAUUCUGACGUUACUCUCCUGUAAUAGGAGGAGUUCUCAUGUGCCAAUUUAUCUUCCCGUUUCUACCGAUUUGCAUGGCAGUUAUCAUUUUCAUAUGCACAAUUUCGUGGAACAGUUUCAUUUCAUUUAUAAAUGUCUUCUAUCCAAAUCUAAAUGAAAAAUGAUCAACUUAAAAAGUAACUUCUAUUGCCAUCUCCAACUCUGUAAAAAUAGCCUACGUAAAGCCAACCAAUAACUAUAAACAUUGCAGCCUGCAGGUAGGUAAUCUAAAUGAAAAUUAAACAAACCUAAAAAAAAAGGUCACUUUGCCAACUAUGUAAAAAUAGCCUAUAAAGCCAACAAAUAACAUUGCAGCCUGCAGGUAGAAGAAAUGCUGAUAAAAAUAAAUAUCCUGUCAAUCACUUUGGCUAUGCAUGGCCUGUCUGCUACGAACUAGAAACAUUGUAUCAUUUAUCUGACCUGCAAAUUUGCAACAUUGUAUAACAUAUUCUGGGCCCAUAUUUCCAGUGACAGUGAGCUCUGGACAGACACAGCUGUAGGCUAUUUGUGCAAGGGAUAAGAAGCAAUCAGGUGGGCCUAUUUUUAUGACGUUUCAACUGGAUCAGAGCAUGACGUUUUUCCCUUUUCACGCCCGAGUGGUGAUCAAAAGGGAGAGAGUUGGAAAGAUUUUUCAAAUGCAUUUAGGAACUAUUGUCAAUCUCAAUGGAUGUAAAAACAGACUUUGUUUGCUUGCUGUUUGAGGUGAAGAAAACAUUACUUUCAGAGACGCUCCACAGCUCAUUAGUGGGGGUGCGUUAAGCCAAUCAGAAAUACUAUCAGAUCCCCAGAAGGGCAGGUUUAUAGGCCAACAUUUACACUCAGGCCAGGUAGCCUAUAGGCCGACUUCUAUGCGUAAUCAGGUGCGUGACUCAACGCAAAAAUAGGCUUCUACACUGAACAACAAUAUAAACGUAACAUGUAAAGUGUUGGUCCCACGUUUCAUGAGCUGAAAUAAAAGAUCCCUCAAUUCUUUUUCCAGAUGCACAAAAAGCGUAUUUAUCUCCAGAUUUUGUGCAUGUUUGUUUACAUCCCUGUUAGUGGGCGUGUCUCCAUCCACCUGACAGGUGUGGCCGACUGUUUCAUACCGUGACGAGAUCCUGAGGUCCGUUGUCGUGCAAUUCAUCCGCCGCAAUCACCUCAUGUUUCUGCAUGAUAAUGCACGGCCCCAUGUCGCAAACAACUGUACCCAAUUCCUGGAAGCUGAAAAUGUCCCAGUUCUUCCAUGGCCUGCAUACUCACCAGACAUGUCACCCAUUUAAGCAUGUUUGGGAUGCUCUGGGUCGACGUGUACGACAGCGUGUUCCAGUUCCCGCCAAUAUCCAGCAACUUCGCACAGCCAUUGAAGAGGAGUGGGACAACAUUCCACAGGCCUCAAUCAACAGCCUGAUCAACUCUAUGUGAAGGAGAUGUGUCGCGCUGCAUGAGGCAAAUGUUGGUCGCACCAGAUACUGACUGGUUUUCUGAUCCAUGCCCCUACUUUUUUUUUUAAAUAGAUAUCUGACCAACAGAUGCAUAUCUGUAUUCCAAGUCAUGUGAAAUCCAUAGGUUAGGGCCUAAUCAAUUUGUUGCAAUUAUAAACUGUAGCUUAGUAAAAAGCAGGUCGCUGUGUGGAUGGAAACAGACAGAGGGAGCUGUUCGGCUAAUACCGUACUAUAACAGUCAUAUGAUAAUGAAUCAGUUAUUGAUGUGUCCUCUUGAUAUACACUCAGUGGCCAGUUUAUUUAGUACCGGGUCAUACCCCUCUUUGCCUCCAGAACAUCCAUAAUUUUUUUAGGGCACGGAAAUGUUGCUCAAUUGGUAUCAAGGGACCUAACGUGUGCCAGGAAAACAUUCCCUACACAGCCACCAGCCUGUGCCGUUGACACCAGGCCAUGGGGCACGAAGUCCAGCCAUCAGCAUGACUCGACAGGAACCAGGAUUCGUCGGACCAGGCGACGUUUUCCACUCCUCAAUUGUCCAGUGUUGGUGAUGGCGUGCCCACUGGAGCCGCUUCUUCUUGUUUUUAGCUGAUAGGGAGUGGAACCCGGUGUGGUCGUCUGCUGCAAUAGCCCCGUCCGUGACAAGGACCGACGAGUUGUGCGUUCCGAGAUGCCGUUCUACACACCACUGUUGUACAUGUACUGCGCUGUUAUUUGCCUGUUUUGUGGCCCGCCUGUUAGCUUCCACGAUUUCCUGCCAGUCUCCUGCGACCUCUCAUCAACAAGAGAUACUGGUACCGAUGAUCAUACCACGCUCAGUCGCUUAGGUCAUUCGUUUUGCCCAUUUCUAAUGUUCAAUCAAACAGCAGCUGCUUUUAUAUAGCAAGCAUGACUCAGCAUGUCUGUAGGAGUGAACCAUUUUGUGAACGGGGUGUAAACUGGCCACAGUGUUGCUAUGUCAACAGUAGGCUAAUGAUGUGAUAAUAAGUCAGUUCACCCAAUGACAACGUUUCUCCUCAGACUGAAGGGGUAGCCUAGUAGUCGGACAUAAUUUACAUUUUAGUCAUUUAGCCGACGCUCUUAUCCAGAGAGACUUACAGGAGCAAUUAGGGUUAAGUGCCUUGCUCAAGGGCACAUUGACAGAUUAUUCACCUAGUCGUCAUCCCAGGUAUUCGAACCAGCGACCUUUCGGUUACUGGCCCAACGCUCUUAACCGGUAGGAGAUCUGAAACAUAGUAGGCCUAGUUGUUUUCAUAUUCAAAAUAGCCAACAGUAAGCUAGACGACUACAUUGCAUCCAGUAAUUGAAUUAUUCCGAUUUUAAGAGGCCAGUUUUACAUUUUCACUAGACUAUCCACAUAGACACCUAUUAAUUAGAAUUGUCAUUAUUCCUACAUUUUACCUAGAAAAUUGUGAAAGUGUAAUUGAGACCACCGCAAUUUCAUGUAAGACUUCUGUGUUGGCUGCAGCGCCUUCAGAAAGUAUUCAUACCCCCUUAUUCCACGUUUUGUUGUGUUACAACCUGAAUUAAAAAUGGUUUAAAUAGAUUUUUCUCUCUCAACCCAUCUACACACAAUACCCCAUAAUGACAAAGUGAAAACAUGUUUUUAGACAUUAAAACAAAUUUAUUGAAAAUGAAAUACACAUAUCUAAUUUAUGUAAGUAUUCACAUCCCUGAGUCAAUACUUUGUAGAAGCACCUUUGGCAGCGAUUACAGCUGUGAGUCUUUCUGGGUAAGUCUCUAAGAGCUUUCCACACCUGGAUUGUGCAACAUUUGCCCAUUUAUUAUUUUCAAAAUUCUUCAAGCUCUGUCAAAUUGGUUUUUCAAGUCUUGCCAUAGAUUUUCAAGUAGAUUUAAGUCAAAACUGUAACUCGGCCACUCAGGAACAUUCACUGUCUUCUUGGUAAGCAACUCCAGUGUAGAUUUGGUCUUGUGUUUUAGGUUAUUGUCCUUCUGAAAGGCGAAUUCGUCUCCCAGUGUCUGGUGGAAAGCAGACUGAACCAGGUUUUCCUCUAGGAUUUUGCCUGUGCUUAGCUCCAUUCCGUUUCUUUUUUAUCUUGAACAACGCAAACGCAUACCCAUAACAUGAUGCAGCCACCACUGUGCUGGAAAAUAUGGAGAGUGGUUCUCAGUAAUGUGUUGUAUUGGAUUUGUUUUCAGGACAAAAAGUUAAUUGCUUUGCCACAUUUUUUGCAGUAUUACUUUAGUACCUUAUUGCAAACAGGAUGCAUGUUUUGGAAUAUAUUUAUUCUGUACAGGCUUCCUUCUUUUCACUCUGUCAAUUAGGUUAGUAUUGUGGAGUAACUACAAUGUUGUUGAUCCAUCCUCAGUUUUCUCCUAUCACAGCCAUUAAACUCUGUAACUGUUUUAAAGUCACCAUUGGCCUCAUGGUGAAUUCCAUGAGCGGUUUCCUUCCUCUUUGGCAACUGAGUUAGGAAGGACGCCUGUAUCUUUGUAGUGACUGGGUGUAUUGAUACACCAUCCAAAGGGUAAUGAAUAACUUCACCAUGCUCAAAGGGAUAUUCAAUGUCUGCUUUUAUUUAUAUUUUUACCCAUCUACCAAUGGGUGCCCUUCUUUGCGAGGCAUUGGAAAACCUCCCUGGUCUUUAUGGUUGAAUCUGUGUUUGACAUUCACUGCUUGACUAACGUACCUUACAGAUAAUUGUAUGUGGGGUAGAGAGAUGAGGUAGUCAUUCAAAAAUCAUGUUAAGCACUAUUAUUGCACACAGAGAGCUAGAACAAAGGGGUUGAAUACUAACCCUAACCCAUUAACUAAUUUUGUUUAAAAACAUCUAAAAACAUCAUUACACUUUGACAUUAUGGGGUAUUGUGUGUAGGCCAGUGACCAAAUCUCAAUUUAAUCCAUUUUAAAUUCAGGCUGUAAAACAACAAAAUGUGGAAAAAGUAAAGGGGUGUGAAUACUUUCUGAAGUCACUGUCACUUAAAAAAAAUAAUAUAUAUAUAUAUACACACAGUGGGGAGAACAAGUAUUUGAUACACUGCCGAUUUUGCAGGUUUUCCUACUUACAAAGCAUGUAGAGGUCUGUAAUUUUUUAUCAUAGGUACACUUCAACUGUGAGAGACGGAAUCUAAAACAAAAAUCCAGAAAAUCACAUUGUAUGAUUUUUAAGUAAUUAAUUUGCAUUUUAUUGCAUGACAAGUAUUUGAUACAUCAGAAAAGCAGAACUUAAUAUUUGUUACAGAAACCUUUGUUUGCAAUUACAGAGAUCAUACGUUUCCUGUAGGUCUUGAUCAGGUUUGCACACACUGCAGCAGGGAUUUUGGCCCACUCCUCCAUACAGACCUUCUCCAGAUCCUUCAGGUUUCAGGGCUUUCGCUGGGCAAUACGGACUUUCAGCUCCCUCCAAAGAUUUUCUAUUGGGUUCAGGUCUGGAGACUGGCUAGGCCACUCCAGGACCUUGAGAUGCUUCUUACGGAGCCACUCCUUAGUUGCCCUGGCUGUGUGUUUCGGGUCGUUGUCAUGCUGGAAGACCCAGCCACGACCCAUCUUCAAUGCUCUUACUGAGGGAAGGAGGUUGUUGGCCAAGAUCUCGCGAUACAUGGCCCCAUCCAUCCUCCCCUCAAUACGGUGCAGUCGUCCUGUCCCCUUUGCAGAAAAGCAUCCCCAAAGAAUGAUGUUUUCCACCUCCAUUGUUCACGGUUGGGAUGGUGUUCUUGGGGUUGUACUCAUCCUUCUUCUUCCUCCAAAUACGGCGAGUGGAGUUUAGACCAAAAAGCUCUAUUUUUGUCUCAUCAGACCACAUGACCUUCUCCCAUUCCUCCUCUGGAUCAUCCAGAUGGUCAUUGGCAAACUUCAGACGGGCCUGGACAUGCGCUGGCUUGAGCAGGGGGACCUUGCGUGCGCUGCAGGAUUUUAAUCCAUGACGGCGUAGUGUGUUACUAAUGGUUUUCUUUGAGACUGUGGUCCCAGCUCUCUUCAGGUCAUUGACCAGGUCCUGCCGUGUAGUUCUGGGCUGAUCCCUCACCUUCCUCAUGAUCAUUGAUGCCCCACGAGGUGAGAUCUAGCAUGGAGCCCCAGACCGAGGGUGAUUGACCGUCAUCUUGAACUUCUUCCAUUUUCUACUAAUUGCGCCAACAGUUGUUGCCUUCUCACCAAGCUGCUUGCCUAUUGUCCUGUAGCCCAUCCCAGCCUUGUGCAGGUCUACAAUUUUAUCCCUGAUGUCCUUACACAGCUCUCUGGUCUUGGCCAUUGUGGAGAGGUUGGAGUCUGUUUGAUUGAGUGUGUGGACAGGUGUCUUUUUAUACAGGUAACGAGUUCAAACAGGUGCAGUUAAUACAGGUAAUGGGUGGAGAACAGGAGGGCUUCUUAAAGAAAAACGCAAAUUAAUUACUUAAAAAUCAUACAAUGUGAUUUUCUGGAUUUUUGUUUUAGAUUCCGUCUCUCACAGUUGAAGUGUACCUAUGAUAAAAAUUACAGACCUCUACAUGCUUUGUAAGUAGGAAAACCUGCUAAAUCGGCAGUGUAUCAAAUACUUGUUCUCCCCACUGUACAUAGAAUCAUAAUAAUAUAUCUCCCCCCCCCCCCCCCCCCCCCCCCACCUCCACAAAAAAAAAUAGGUGGUAGAUCAGGUUUAAUACUGCAGAUAGAUUGUAUCAAUGUAAUUGUCUGCAUCAUUUCCAAUCCCCCAUGUUUUUUUUGCAUGUAUAAUUUCAUCAAUUUUAGAAUAAGGCUGUAACGUAAAAAAUAAUGUGGGAAAAGUGAAGGGGUCUGAAUACUUUCCGAAAUGCACUGUGUAUACAAUGGCUUGCGAAAGUAUUCACCCCUCUUGGCAUUUUUCCUAUUUUGUUGCCUUGCAACCUGGAAUUAAAAUUGAUUUUUUGGUGGUUUGUAUCAUUUGAUUUACACAACAUGCCUACCACUUUUUGAAGAUGCAAAAUAUUUUUUAUUGUGAAACAAAAAAAAAAAAAAACGUGUUUGAGAGCAUCAAAACCAUGAUGUAUCAUGGGUAAAUUGUGACUGACUGAUCUAUAAAUAAUAAUGAGUAGUGAUUUAUGAUGCAAGGUGUGGAACAUUCUCUAACUGACACUGAAUGUUAUAUAGUGUUGUGUUUGCUCCGCCCCCAGGUCGCCUGGGGGAACGCCGGUGCGGAGGAGGCGGAGCAAUGGCACAGUGUUGCUAAGCGACCCGGCCUCCAUGAUUGCCGAGGCACUGAGGAGGAAGUUCGCCCACCGUCGCCUCGAUGACUCGUACGACAAAGAGAACCGCUCGGCAGAGCUCUCGCCGUUCGGCAGCCCCGAUACGUCGCCCUGU
Messenger RNA from Coregonus sp. 'balchen', 14527 nucleotides. NCBI's taxonomy places the organism in Eukaryota, Metazoa, Chordata, Actinopteri, Salmoniformes, Salmonidae. The record is from the annotation of a GenBank genome assembly.